Messenger RNA from Fusarium pseudograminearum CS3096, 165 nucleotides. RefSeq lists its product as uncharacterized. Bases 1 to 165 code for a protein of 54 amino acids. Lineage: Eukaryota; Fungi; Ascomycota; Sordariomycetes; Hypocreales; Nectriaceae. The transcript has 3 exons. The record is from RefSeq and is a predicted model, not a curated record.
AUGCAAGUUACGUCGUGUAUAUAUCAAGGCGCUAGAGCAUCAGUUGUGCGUAUGCAGACGUUGGUCGUACUCUAUGAAGCAGAGGAUGACUUAGUGGUAACAUAUCACCGGUUUGGCAGAUCACAUAAUGGAUAUGUGACACUGUGUCUCUGGCGUCUUGAUUAA